AUGCCGGUGCUACGCUUCUCACGUCUUCAAAUGUCCACACGGUACUCCCGCUGGCUACAAGAUGCUCGCGGAGGCCGCGCAGCGGUGAGUGACGAGAAGAGAAGCAGUCCCACUUCUCAGGCAGCAGUCAGCAGGGCAUUGCACGUAUGCGGCAAAGUGAUCGCGCAGUACGGGGCUGCCUCGAAGCCCCGUCGCAGUGGCCUCGCAGCAGCACGUCCCCCAGCAAACAGCAGCAGCGCAAGCGAUGCGACCAGUCGGCAGGUCGCCGUUGUCGAACAGUGCGAGUCACACGCUCGUCCCCCGCUUAUAUAG
Messenger RNA from Gongylonema pulchrum, 312 nucleotides. The record is from the annotation of a GenBank genome assembly. Lineage: Eukaryota; Metazoa; Nematoda; Chromadorea; Rhabditida; Gongylonematidae.